GGGGUCGGGAUUCCUAAGGAUUACCCGUCAUGCCCCGCGGGUAAAGAUGGCGACAGCUGAGCGGAGCAGCAGAUGAACUUUCUCUCUGAUCGGAGAGGGACUCUGAGUAGAAGCUCUGCCGGACACGGAGCCUCUCAGGCGGCUGCUGGUCGCUGCUCCUCCCGCUGAUCCUCCACCAGCUCCUCCUGGUCCUCCUUCAGCCGGACCUCAGCGCUCCUCCCCGGCCUACAGACCCACCGGAGCUCCGGUAAAGUUUCCUCUCCGCCCUCCGGGACCGAGCCGCGCUGCCCGGCCUCACAGGUUGUCCCGAGGACGAGGCUCACAUGCUCAGAGGAGGAGGAAGACGACCGAGUGAGUGAGGACGGACGCUGCAGAGACGAUGAAGAGUUUCCUGUGCUGACGUACAAGGUGUUUCUGUGGAUGAAGUCAGCUGUGGAGCAGCUCACCUUUCAGGACUGACAGACCGACAGCGAGGAAGGAAGUAGGGCCCAGGAUGACGAGCGCGGCCCCGGCCAGGAAGCCGUACCGUAAGGCUCCGCCACAGCACCGCGAGACGCGCCACGCCCUGCCCGUUGCUCAGCCUCCACCUGCGCCGCAGCCCGACAUCAAUCAGGAGGCGUUAUCGGACUCUGAGCGGAUCAGAAUCCUCCAGCAGCAGAAUGAGGACCUGCAGCGCCGCCUCUCUCUCUCCAACCACAAGAUGGAGGCCAUGGAGGCGGAGUUUGACGGCAGCCGUCACUACAUGGAGGCGGAGCUCAGCCGGACCAGAGACGACCUGGACAAGAUGAGGGAUAAGUUCCGCAGACUCCAGAACAGCUACACGGCGUCUCAGAGAGCCAAUCAGGACCUGGAGGAGAAGCUCCACGCUCUGGCGGCCGUCAGUCAGACAUGGGUUCAUGCACUACGGAAAGUGGAGAGGGACAAAAAGACGAUGGACCAGGAGAUCGUCGAGCUCACCAACAAGCUGCUGGACGCCAAGAACGCCAUUGACCGGCUGGAGGAGCUCAACGAGCGUUACAGACAGGACUGUAAUCUCGCCGUCCAGCUGCUCAAAUGCAACAAGUCGCAUUUCAGGAACCACAAGUUCGCUGAUCUGCCCUCUGAGCUGCAGGACAUGCUGAACAAACACAUGAAGAACAGCCUGCCGGAGCGAGGCCCCGCCUCCGGCCCUCAGGACCCGGACACACUCAGUCUGACGCCUGCGGACGUCGUGCCGACCUCCGUCAUCGCCCGCGUCCUGGAGAAACCCGAGCCGCUGGUCUUGAAUUCGGCCCAGUCCAGCAGCUGCAGCCGACCUGUCGCCGAGGACGUCUUCGUGCACGUGGACAUGACGGGCCCCUCUAGCGCCGAGGCCCGCGGCCGGGAGAACGGCGGUCAGGAGGCGGCGCAGCAGAACGGUUCCUGUCGCAGUCAGAGCAGUAUGGACGGGCAUUCGGGCGGCGAGGAGGUGGUGGGGGCUCAGUCCUUCGAAAAGCUGAACCCGUACCCGGCGCCGCCGCCCCCCCACCCGCUCUACCCCGGCCGCAAGGUCAUCGAGUUCUCGUCAGACGACAAAGUGAAGAUCCCCAAAAACUCGCCGCUGCCGAACUGCACCUACGCCACACGGCAGGCCAUCUCUCUGAGCCUCGUCCAGAAUGACGAUGAGCGCCUGGCCCCCGGCAGCCCCGCCCCCUCCUCCUCUUCCGGCGGGGGGGUCCCCCAUCGCACGCCACCGUCACAGCGGGACGCCACCAGCGAGCCGCUGUCCAGCCAGUCAAGCCCGUUCAGCAGCCCGCCACAGGCCCUCAGCGUCCUGGCGAGCUCCGGCAGCUCCGAGGAGGACCUGCUGGCCAACUGGCAGCGCAUGUUUGUGGAGAAAAUGGCGCCGACGGACGGCUCACUUGCUCACCGCACGUCAUUCAGCAGUCAGACGGCUCAGGAGCUGCAGAGGAGGAGGCCCACGCCGGGGGGCGGGGCUUCGUCCUCCUCCGACCGCCACAGAGCGGCGUACUCGGACGGCGAGGAGGGCUCGUCGGCGCGGAGCUGGACGCCGAGCCGCGGGUCCAGCCUCGACACCGACACCGACACUGAGCCUCGGUCCGGCAGGAGGGGGCGCUACGGCGGCGACGGCUCCACGGACGAUGGCGAGAGGCUGCUGAUGAACCUGGAGGACGACGGCGGCAGCGGGGACACGGCGGUCACCGUGGCGACCAGCCCUGCCGAGGCCCGCAGGAAGGAGCUGGAGGAGGAAGAUGAGGAGGAGGAGAGCUCUGCCGAGGAGAGAGACGUCCUCCCCCACGACCUCCCCGUCAUCUCGCCACGCCUCAUGGACUUCGACCCCGCCCUCGCUGCCGCCGCUGCUCCCCAACAGCGUCCGCAGAGGAGCCCGAAGAGGAUGGGCGUGCACCACCUACACCGCAAAGACAGCCUGACCCGAGCCCAGGAGCAAGGCACGCUGCUGGACUGACACCCGCCGCUGCCGCUGUCUGUUCCCACGGCAACCAAGUCAGAGGUCACGCCCAUCCAGGAUAUAGCCAUGCUCUACCGUAUGCUGCCGCGGCGUGCACGUGUAUGUGUGUGUGUGUGUGUGUGAUAUUAUAACAUCAACUGUAAUUAUUAGUAAAUAAAAACUUUAUUUUUCUGUAAUCAGAUUAAAUUCUAACAGUAUUUUUUAAAGAUUAAUGAGAAUCAGAAAACAAAUUUUCUUCCAUUUGUCACAUUUGUAUUGAUUAUUAAUAAUCUAAAUUAAUCUAAAAAUCACAGAGAACACGAUGUGGACUGCCGCCAUCAUCUGAGACCCGAAAAAAAACAAGUAACACUAAAGAGAUUAAUGUUCUUCACCAGAGUUACAUAUUAAUAAAUGUGGAAAAUUUCACUAAAUCCUCAGAAAAUCCAGAGUCUGGUUGGUGGUGUCCAACAUAAACUACAUCACGUUGAUUAUUGGAGAUUAAAAGAUCAAUAAUCAGUAUUAUAAUCAAUAUUAAAGCGUAGUGUGUGUGUGUGUGUGUGUGUAUGUAUGUGUGUGUGUGUGUGUAUCGGGUUGUUUGUCAGAGAAGAAGAAAAAGAAGAAGAAAAGAAUAGAAACUAAAACAAAGUCAAAACUUUUCGGACGUCUUUGCCUUGAUUCCCGACGGGAAGCUUUUAUUUUGAAGAGAACCGAUGAGACACACCUGGAUGAACACACUCUCACCCUCUCAGUGCCUAUCACUCCCUCACUCUCUCUCUCUCUCUGGAAGGUUGUGAGUACGACGCCGGGCCUGCUGAAGGUCAGACUUUUAUUUUCUCGUCUCUACUAGUUGAUUUCCUGUGAUGUCAUAAUUUAGUCACCUGACUGGUUUUGUUUUCUUCAUCUGGAGUAUGAAUCCAUUAUUAUUAUUGUUGUUAUUAUUAUUAUUAUUAUUAUUAUUAUUAUUAUUAACAGAUAGUUUUAUCAUUUCUCUGUUGGUUGUUUUGUUGUUUUGUUUUUCUGUUGACGUGUAGUCACGCUGCUACGGAAGCCUGUUAGUGCCACAAACACCUGAAGAUGAUGAUUUCAAUCGGGACAAAUCAAUAUUUUUUAAAUCUGAUCAGUUAUUAGAUGUCAGUGAACGAGGAACAUGAAGAUGAAGAAGUGAAUCAUGAUGAAUUUAAUACGACCCCGUUUACACUCUGUUAACGUGCUGAAUGUCAAAAAUCAAACUAAUCAGGAAAUAUUGAUGUGUGUAUGUUUUACAGAGUUUUACAGGAAAGCUGCCAGAUUAGAUGAUUUAAGACCAAGUUUGAUUGAUUUAUGAUCGAGUCAACUGAGACACUUCAGGUGUAAACGGGGUCAGAGUUAAUAAUAUACAUUAAUAAUAAUAAUAUAUAAUAAUCAUCUCUAGUGUUUUUGGCCUUCCUGAGCUUCCGUACUUUAACCUCACUUAGUUGUUGUCUGCGGUCGUUGUCGCUGGUUGAAUGUUGGCUCGUUGCCUUCCUCUCAGCUCUGAUUGUGACGCUCACCGACGACCAAUGAUCACUGAUUGAUCCACUGAUUGAUUGAUUCACUGACCGAUUGAUUGAUUGACUGUCAGAGUCAUUAGAUUUCAAACCUGAACACUGAACUGUUUUUCUUUGUUUUCUCAGCAGUGUUUCAUGUUUUUUCACAGGAAGUAGAAGUAUUGAUUGUAUAUUGAUCAGCCCUGUUGGAAUGUCAAGAGUUUGUAUUAAAGCGUCAGUCUGUGAUCAGUAUUGAUCUCAACUGGUUUCAUCAUUACUUAAUUGAUUAAUUAGUCUUUAAAGCAUAAGAAUUAUAUUUUAAAUCAAAUUAAUAACCUAUCAAAGUAGUAUUGAGUAUUGAUCCGGUUUAUCACAAGCACCAAUCACAGACUGAAGCUUCAUGACCAUCACUUCUGGUGCAUUAUGGGAUGUACGUGCUGUUAGAGUGCAUGAUGGGACACAGACGACGAUAAAACUUUAUUCACACGUUUACAGCUUAGCAGGAAACAAAUAUUAAAUGCAUCAAAAUAA
This is a messenger RNA of Sebastes umbrosus (honeycomb rockfish), 4464 nucleotides long. It is a transcript of the gene tjap1, whose product is annotated as tight junction associated protein 1 (peripheral). The coding region runs from base 494 to 2446 and encodes 650 amino acids. Lineage: Eukaryota; Metazoa; Chordata; Actinopteri; Perciformes; Sebastidae. Gene Ontology annotation, cellular component: trans-Golgi network. The transcript is spliced from 12 exons. Gene Ontology annotation, biological process: Golgi organization. The record is from RefSeq and is a predicted model, not a curated record.